Molecule: messenger RNA, 2283 nt
Organism: Fusarium pseudograminearum CS3096
Lineage: Eukaryota; Fungi; Ascomycota; Sordariomycetes; Hypocreales; Nectriaceae
Exons: 8
Coding region: 1-2283 (760 amino acids)
Biological process (GO): positive regulation of transcription by RNA polymerase II; DNA-templated transcription
Cellular component (GO): nucleus
Molecular function (GO): sequence-specific DNA binding; zinc ion binding; DNA-binding transcription factor activity, RNA polymerase II-specific
Source: RefSeq, a predicted model, not a curated record
AUGGCGUCAGAACAGAGCCAACCCCGCAAGACAAGAAGAACAGCCAAUGCCUGCGUCGCGUGUAGACAUAGCAAGAUCAAAUGCUCGGGAGAAGACCCAUGCCAGAAUUGUCAGCGUCGUUCAGUAACAUGUCGCUUCGCAGAAGGCGUGACGAAAGUAAUGGUCUCGGAAAAAUAUCUCCAGGAUCUUCAAAAACAAGUAGAAGAGUAUCAGCGCUCACCAUCAAAUACAGCCCUUGAUGGCAGACAGAAUACAGAAACGCCGUUUAUCUACCGCUCACCUCCCUCAGCGACCAUAUCUUCCGCCCCUCCGCCAUACCACUCUUCCAUAGAAGUAUCAUCCGCUCAGUCCCACGCGCCAUAUUGCUCUCCCUCGAUAUCCCAGCCUCACUCCUUUUCUCCUAGUCUCAAACGCACAAGCGAUGCAGCUUUCAGCGACGUCAAUGGUGAGUGCGGAGUUGGUACCAGUCUCGCUUCUCCUGCGCUUACGGUGGAAGGCUCGCAUUCACAUCAACAAUCUGAGUCUAACCCUGCCAACAAAGGUUCAUCGUCAUCGUAUCAACAGCAGGGCGAGUCGCCGUUGAGUAUAUGGCCUAGCGCGUUUACCAUUCCUUCCAAGAUCAUCAAGAAUACACGGAAGAACAGACGAACUUGGAUCUGGUUGGCGCCUUGGUCAACAUGGUCCUUCACAUUACGACUGAUGCUCAUGCUGGGCGAUAAACUACAACCAGGGGGAAACUUGAUCCCACCGCAGCUGAUAGAAGACGACGUAUACACCUUAUCGUGGAACAUCCGUCCACCACACGAAAGGCCCGAUGUCACUGGACUACCUUCUCUCGACCACGCGAUUUAUCUCUUCCACACCUUUAAAUUCCACCUAGGCCAAACAUACCGCCUCUUUGAUGAGGUAGAAUUCGUGAACGAGAUACGUGAUUUCUACUCAGAUGCGCAGAGCAAGGCAGAGGAGAGCCGCCUCUGGUAUGUCAAGUUUCUCUUGAUUCUGGCCUUUGGUACGGCCUUUCACUCAUCCCAGUGGAUGCCCUCCACCGAACCCCCCGGCUCAAAAUUCUUUGUGAGAGCGAUGGGUCUCAUGCCGGACCAUACUGCGCUUUGGAAGGAUAGUUUACUUGCUAUUGAGGUGUUGGCAAUGGUAGGCUUGUAUCUUUACUCUAUCGACGAGAGGGAAUCUGCGCACGUAUACCUUGGCCAGGCCAUCAGGAUAGCUCAAUUAGAAGGUUUGCACACACAGCUACCGGACAGCGAACUCGGUAGUGAAACAGUUACUCGGUGUCGCGAUUUGUGGUGGACUUUAUAUAUUAUGGACCGACACUUUUCUUCUUCCCUGGGACUACCCAUGUCAGUACAGGAUAGUGACAUUUCGACGCCAGUUAACCCUCCCAACGUGGGGUCUCAAGAUGACAGCGCUCGAAGUCUGCAGGUGAACCUGUCUCACCUAUUAUCAGUAAUUUUAACAACACUUUACAAGCCGGAGAAAACACCUCUCGGACAGUUCCUCGAACAGACCAAGGCUAUUCUUCACACUUUAGCUCAUCACGCACAAGAAAUCGAAAAGAUAAUAUCGAUGAAAUUCCGUAAUUCGGUAGAUACGAUGCCUCGAGGCACAAAAUACAUAACACUUUUAUAUCACCAGUGUGUAAUUGUAGCGACACGCCCUCUUCUCCUCUCAGUCCUCAAAGAGCGUCUUGACAUUCUGGGCCAACCCGGUGCUGAGAACUCGGAAGCCUUUCUCGGUCAAACAGCAGCCGUGAUAUCGACAGGCAUUAAAUCGGCCGUCAAGACACUUCAGAUCCUGACCAGCGAAUACAAUCUUCUCGAGGUCUUUUUACCCUACGAUAUCGAAUUCACAUUUGGAGCCGCCCUCCACCUCAACAUGGCAACAGCAUUAUUCCCCGGCGUCGCCGACGACCAAAACAGCCGUCAUCUAGUCCACCAACUUCUCGACAACAUGAUCGCCCGAGGCAACCGACUAGCCAAAGUUCGAAAACAAGAGCUCGUUUAUCUCGAAUCGCAGUGUCAGGAACUCGUCACGCAGGUACAGCAGCAGGGACUACAGACGCUGUCUUUAGCGGUGACAGAUGAAGCAACUUCGGAGUCGGUUGGGAAAGUGGAUGAGGAGAGGCUUUUAAAUACGGAUAUGGAAGAGGGGACGAGUGAUUUGGACUUUUUGGAUAAUAUUGGGAUUUCAUCGGAGGAGUUUAUGGCGAUUGUGCAGCAGAUUGGGGAUCCGGAUAUCAUGCCGGAGAAUAUGCUGACUUUGGAGUGA